This is a messenger RNA of Porites evermanni, 2979 nucleotides long. The record is from the annotation of a GenBank genome assembly. Lineage: Eukaryota; Metazoa; Cnidaria; Anthozoa; Scleractinia; Poritidae.
AUGAAAAAGCGUACUGUGAGAAUAAAUGGCUUGCCUCCUGGUAGUUUCCUGAUAUUUCGAGUUUACUCUGUCAGUGACUUCAAUAAACACGUCAAAGAUAGAGACAAAUGGAACUAUGAUACGGUAUUAGUAAGAACCAAAGGUAAGUAAUAUAUAAUUGGCUGAAGCCAGGAUUGCGGCUCUCGAGUUGUCUACCUGUAUAGACAAAUCAACUUACCACUCACCGUGGUCAAUGUUACAAAUUAAACUCGCAAGAAGGAACGGCUUGAGGAAGACGUUUGCGAUACCCGAAAAUGUCUUAAAUAGAACAGUGUUAUCUUUAGAAAAACAUCCCGUUAUAUUAGUCCUAAAUUUGCUUAGAAACAGGCAAAUGAACUUAACACCGAUCAAGGUAUCCAUUAGCCUGCGUGCAGACGAUAACUAAACUCUGAUUAGUACCGUCUGCAAAGCGCAGAGAUCCUUGUUCUCGACCCCCAACGGACUCAACGAAUUACCGGAAGUGCUUUUCGAAUUUCCCUUCAACCUGAUUGGCGAUCACGACAAACAAAACAAAGGCCUUUUUUAACUGGCCAAUCGUGGCGCGUUCUCAAAUCUGGGUACACAGCUGGAAGUCCAGAACAAGGAUUUCGGCGCUGUUUCGCAGACNCGUUUUAGAAAGAUAGCAAACCGCGUGACGAAGCCACCUUAAUAAGAAUCUCUCAGAUUAUGCUGACUUAUGUAAACCUCUCUUCCCUCAGUUUUCUUACAAGCACCAAAGCCACCAAGAAAUGCUUCUGUCAAAGUUGUAAAGGAAACGCAUGUAAAGAUAAAGUGGGAACGUUCACUUGAUGACAUUGAUGGAAAGUUGAAAUAUUCUGUGGACUGCUUCAGAUGCAAGUCCAGGAAAUACAACGAAUGCAAGGACUCUUGUGGUUCAAGUGUACAGUACAAGCCAAAUAAGGACAACAUGAAAAAGCGUACUGUGAGAAUAAAUGGCUUGCCUCCUGGUAGUUUCCUGAUAUUUCGAGUUUACUCUGUCAGUGACUUCAAUAAACACGUCAAAGAUAGAGACAAAUGGAACUAUGAUACGGUAUUAGUAAGAACCAAAGGUAAGUAAUAUAUAAUUGGCUGAAGCCAGGAUUGCGGCUCUCGAGUUGUCUACCUGUAUAGACAAAUCAACUUACCACUCACCGUGGUCAAUGUUACAAAUUAAACUCGCAAGAAGGAACGGCUUGAGGAAGACGUUUGCGAUACCCGAAAAUGUCUUAAAUAGAACAGUGUUAUCUUUAGAAAAACAUCCCGUUAUAUUAGUCCUAAAUUUGCUUAGAAACAGGCAAAUGAACUUAACACCGAUCAAGGUAUCCAUUAGCCUGCGUGCAGACGAUAACUAAACUCUGAUUAGUACCGUCUGCAAAGCGCAGAGAUCCUUGUUCUCGACCCCCAACGGACUCAACGAAUUACCGGAAGUGCUUUUCGAAUUUCCCUUCAACCUGAUUGGCGAUCACGACAAACAAAACAAAGGCCUUUUUUAACUGGCCAAUCGUGGCGCGUUCUCAAAUCUGGGUACACAGCUGGAAGUCCAGAACAAGGAUUUCGGCGCUGUUUCGCAGACGGAGUUAACCAGAGUUUAAUUUCGUCGGCGCGCAGGCUAGGUAUCCAUCUUAUAGCUUUUUUUAAAACUAAUCUUGGAUCAAUUUUCUCAAGUUUCAUCCUAGCAAAAGACGACAAGAAAAAGUUCCAAUGCCUAAGUCUUAUUAAUUUUUAACCGUUAUAGAAAGAUAGCAAAUAGCGUGACGUAGCAACUUAAUAGGUAUCUCUUAUAUUAUGCUAACUUAUGUAAAUCUCUCCUCAAUCAGCUUUACCAAAGGCACCAAGAAAUGUUUCUGUCAAUGUUGUGAAGAAAACGUAUGUAAAGAUAAAGUGGGAACGUUCACCUGAUGACAUUAAUGGAAAUUUAAGAUAUUCUGUUAACUGCUUCAGAUGCAAGUCCAGGAAAUACAACGAAUGCAAUGAUUCUUGUGGUUCAAGUGUACGGUACAAACCAAAUAAGGACAACAUCACAAAUGGUACCGUGACAAUAAAUGGCUUGCCUCCUGGUAGUUUUCUAAAGUUUCGAGUUUACUCUGUCAGUGACUUCAAUGAACACGUCAAAGAUAGAGACAAAUGGAACUAUAAUACGGUAUUAGUAAGAACCAAAGGUAAGUAAUAUAUAAUUGGUUGAUGCCAGGGUUGCGGCUCUCGAAUUGUCUACCUGCAUAGACAAAAAUCAACUUACCAUUCACCGUGGUCAAUGUUACAAAUUAAAGUCGCAAGAAGGGACGGCUGAUAGAGGAUGUUCGCGAUACCCAAAAAUGUAUUAGAUAGAACAGUGUUAUCUUUAGAAAAAUCUCCCGUUAUAUCAGUCCUAAAUUUGCUUAGAAACAGGCAAAUGAACUUAACAUAGAUCAAGGUAUCCAUGUUCUAGCUUCUUUUUAAACUAAUCUUCGAACAAUUUUCUCAACUUUCAUUCCAGCAAGAGACGACAAGAAACAGUUCCAAUGCCUAAGUCUUAUUAAUUUUUAACCGUUUUAGAAAGAUAACAAAUAGCGUGACGUAGCAACUUAAUAGGAAUCUCUAAGAUUAUGCUGACUUAUGUAAAUGUCUCCUCCCUCAGCUUUUCCAAAGGCACCAAGAAAUGCUUCUGUCAAUGUUGUGAAGGAAACUUAUGUAGAGUUAAAGUGGGAACGUUCACCUGAUGACAUUGAUGGAAAGUUAAGAUAUUCUGUUAACUGCUUCAGAUGCAAUUCUAGGAAAUACAACGAAUGCAAUGAUUCUUGUGGUUCAAGUGUACGGUACAAACCAAAUAAGGACAGCAUCACAAAUGGUACUGUGACAAUUAAUGGCUUGCCUCCUGGUAGUUUCCUAAAGUUUCGAGUUUACUCUGUCAAUGACUUUCACGAACACGUCAAAGAUAGACACAAAUGGAACUAUGAUACCGUAUUAGUAAGAACCAAAGGUAAG